AAUUUUCUACUAUAUACAGAAAAAUGUGGCCAAUAUUCAUAUUAGUAAUAACCUUAUUUGGAUGGUUGGUACCAGAAACAUCGUCCGGAUCAGUAUCAUUUUGUCCCACUGGAUGUAUAUGCAACGAUGAAACAUUAGUUGUACAAUGCGAAAAAAGUAAAUUAGAUGUAGUGCCAAUAACAUUAAAUCCGCAAAUACAACGAUUAAUAUUAAAGAAUAAUAAAAUUCGGACUGUUGAUGCUGCAUUCCAAUUUUAUGGUGAUUUACAAUAUGUGGAUUUAUCAUCGAACCAUUUAAUGAGCAUGUCAAAAACAAUGUUUGAUAAUCAGAAGAAAUUACAAGAGCUACAUUUAAAUAAAAAUCACAUUGCUGUCAUCACGAAUAUUACAUUUCAAGGAUUAAAAUCAUUAACAGUAUUAAAUUUACGUGAAAAUUAUUUAGAGCAACUUACUGAAAAAUUAUUUUCCAUUCUUCCAAGAUUGGAAGAAUUAAAUUUAGGACAAAAUAGAAUUACAAGUAUAGAUCCACUUGCAUUCGAUGGGUUAAAUUCGUUGCGUGUAUUAUACCUAGAUGAUAAUCAGCUAAGCAUUGUCCCAACAGCAGCCUUUAAACCACUUGGAAGCUUAGCUGAAUUACAUGUUGGCCUAAAUGGAUUUUCCGAAUUAAAUAAUGGUGCAUUUUCCGAUUUAGAGAAAUUGAGUGUCUUAAAUCUACUGUCAGCUGGAUUAGUAAACAUAAGUGAAGGAGCUUUUAGUGGAUUAUCUGGUCUAAGAACUUUAGAUUUAACCGAUAAUCGUUUAACAUCCAUUCCUACGAAACAAUUAGCCGAAUUACCCCGUUUAGAAGAAUUAGCAAUUGGACAAAACGAAUUUACAUCUAUUAAACCAGAUUCAUUCAAAGGUUUAUCGAAUUUACGCAAAAUUGAUAUUACUGGAGCAGGUCAACUGGAACGUAUUGAAGCUGGAGCAUUUGCGUCAAAUUUGAAUUUAGAAACUGUUAUAUUAGCAAAUAAUCGUAAAUUGAGUCAAAUUGAUGACGGAGCACUUGCUGGAUUGCCAAAAUUACAUAGAUUAUUAUUGCGUGACAACAGUUUAACGACUUUGAGUGAAGGUUCAGCAUCAUGGGGUGAUAUACGUGGUUUAGAAUUAACUGACAUUCCAUUAGAAUGCACGUGUGAUUUGUUAUGGCUACGUAAUAUUCUAGCAAUGAAAAAUUUAACUACAGUUCAAUGCGCUGGACCGCAAGCUGUACGUGACAGGCAAAUGCGAUCAUUGUUACCGGAAGAAAUGGGCUGUGCAUUUAAUGAUCCUCGUCAACAAGCAAUUUUAGGUGCAUUAUGUGUAAGUGGAGUUGCUUUGCUUGCUGGAUUAUCAUUAACCUUGUACAGAUAUCGAAGAAAUGUACGCGAUGUUGUAAAAGAUUACAAAUGGAAUAAACGUGCCAUAAGUCGUAAAGAACAUGAAUAUCAAAAAACAUUUUCUGAAGAUGAGUAUAUGGUGCGUGCUGCGGCUGCUGCUGCAGCUCACCAUCAAAAUCAUCCACACCUAGCACCUGUUAAACAAAUACCUGUUACGGAACUGUAGCUAGAACUUCGUGCGGGUCCGGCAAUUUAUUGUUUGGGUACAGCACCCCGACCUCAUCACAAUGGGGGACCACCACCGCCGCCGCCACCUCCCCGUGGCAGUUCAAGUAGCCAAGGUGGUAGUAUAAACACAACCCCAUAUAGACAUCACGUAUCGCAUGUCAUGCAUGGUGGGCCCGGUGGUACUCUACCUGUACGAGGCUUUACAUACUUACGACCUCAUCAGCCACAUUAACUUUUAGCUAGGACCAGCGCACGCGGAAAAAUUUUAAACUAAAAAACGUAUCUAAAAUUUAUCAAGCAAUAAGUAAAAUUUCACAAUCCGAACCUGACGUGGAAAAUAUUUUAACAAAACACAAAUGAUGUAAAAAAAAUU
This is a messenger RNA of Chrysoperla carnea, 1958 nucleotides long. Its product is annotated as insulin-like growth factor-binding protein complex acid labile subunit. Gene Ontology annotation, cellular component: extracellular matrix. Bases 24 to 1583 code for a protein of 519 amino acids. Gene Ontology annotation, molecular function: protein binding. The transcript is spliced from 3 exons. NCBI's taxonomy places the organism in Eukaryota, Metazoa, Arthropoda, Insecta, Neuroptera, Chrysopidae. The record is from RefSeq and is a predicted model, not a curated record.